Molecule: messenger RNA, 1526 nt
Organism: Merops nubicus (carmine bee-eater)
Lineage: Eukaryota; Metazoa; Chordata; Aves; Coraciiformes; Meropidae
Gene: APCDD1
Product: adenomatosis polyposis coli down-regulated 1
Exons: 4
Biological process (GO): negative regulation of Wnt signaling pathway
Cellular component (GO): plasma membrane
Molecular function (GO): Wnt-protein binding
Source: RefSeq, a predicted model, not a curated record
GGUCUCCUGAUGAUUUACCCUUUUCUCUCCUAGGGCUGGGAGAAGGUUCUGCUCUUCUUCACCCGGACAGCAGGUCCCACCCUCGCUCCUUGGAGAAGAGUGCCUGGAGGGCUUUCAAGGAGUCCCAGUGUCAUCAUAUGCUGAAACACCUUCACAAUGGAGCCCGGAUCACUGUGCAGAUGCCUCCCAAUAUUGAGGGACACUGGGUCUCCACUGGCUGUGAGGUCAGAGCAGGCCCCGAGUUCCUCACGAGAUCUUACAGGUUCUACCACAACAACACCUUCAAGGCCUACCAGUUUUACUACGGGGGCAAUCGUUGCACAAACCCCAUCUACACCUUAGUUGUACGUGGCAAAAUUCGGCUCCGCCAGGCCUCCUGGAUCAUCCGAGGGGGCACGGAAGCUGAUUACCAGCUCCACAAAAUACAGAUCAUCUCCCACAACGAAGCAGUAGCCAAAAAAAUGAGCGAGCUGGUGAACCAGACGUGUCCUGGAUUUCUAGCAGAAGACAGUCCCUGGGAGCAGGACGUGAGCUACGAUUUGCUGAGAGAGGAGAACGGCUGCGAGUGCACCAAAGCUCUGAAUUUUGCCAUGCACGAGCUGCAGCUGAUCCGUGUGGAGAAGCAGUACCUGCACCACAACUUGGACCACCUGGUGGAGGAGCUGUUCCUGGGAGACAUUCACACUGAUGCCACCCAGAGGAGGUACUAUCGACCCUCCAGUUACCAGCCUCCUCUUCAAAAUGCCAAGAACCACGACCGCACGUGCAUCGCGUGCAGGAUCAUCUACCGGUCGGACGAGCAGCACCCCCCAAUCCUGCCCCCCAAAGCAGACCUGACCAUCGGGCUGCACGGGGAGUGGGUGAGCCAGCGCUGCGAGGUGAGGCCGGAGGUCCUCUUCCUCACGAGGCACUUCAUCUUCCACGACAACAACAACACCUGGGAAGGUCACUACUACCACUACUCCGACCCCAUCUGCAAGCACCCCACCUUCACCAUCUACGCCAAGGGGCGCUACAGCCGGGGGGUGCACUCGGCCAGAGUGAUGGGUGGCACCGAGUUUGUCUUCAAAGUCAACCACAUGAAGGUCACCCCCAUGGACGUAUCCACGGCCUCUCUGCUCAACGUCUUCAACGGGAACGAGUGCGGGGCGCAGGGCUCCUGGCAGGUGGGGGUUAGGCAGGACGUCACCCACACCAACGGCUGCAUGGCCCUGGGCAUCCGCCUGCCCCACACCGAGUAUGAGAUCUUCAAAAUGGAGCAGGAUGCCCGGGGCAGGUACCUGCUCUACAACGGGCAGAGACCGAGCGACGGCUCCAGCCCCGACCGGCCGGAGAAAAGAGCCACGUCCUACCAGAUGCCCCUCAUCCAAUGUGCUUCCUCCCUGCCCAGGGCUGAAGAGUCACCCGAGGAGAAUAAAAUCAGGCUGUACAGCAGCAGGGCACCACCCAGAAAAUAUCCCAGCACCCCAACGCUUGUCCUGGUGGGGUUUAUUUGUACUGUGGCAUGUUGGGACAUUCUCAGCUAG